GCGACCAAGAGCAGACAAGCGAAGCCGAGGCCGACCUCCAACGAGAUGGACCGAUGACUUGAAAAGAAUCCACACCAACUGGAUGGAAGCCGCACAGAAUAGAGAAAGAUGGAAAUGCCUUGGGGAGGCCUAUGUCCAGCAGUGGACGGUUUAGGGCUGAAUGAUGAUGAUGAUGAUGAUGAAUGUUUCAAGAUCUCAUAAUUACUUGCAAGAUGAAAAUGAUAAUUACGAAAAUGAACCUUCUUUGUUUGUUCUCAAUAAUGCUAUCAGUCAAAACAAUGCAUACUCACUAGAAGUAAAACUUGGUUCUUGUAAUAUUCUAUUUCUAGUUGAUACUGGAGCGAGUAUCUCUUGCAUUUCUGAAAAUUUGUAUUUAGAGAAAUUUAGAAUGUACAAAUUGAAACAGACUGAUCGAUGUCUCACUUUUUAUAAUGGAAUCAAGGUAGAGCCUUUAGGUAUUUUGAAUACUAAUGUUGAAUUUAAAAGAAUUGUAACUAAUAUGAAUUUUUAUGUCUUUAAAAACGGUGGCCCACCAAUAUUGGGUAGAGAUUUCUUGAAUAUAUACAAUAUUGGCUUUUCAAAUUUGAAUUUCAUGAAUGAAAGAAUUAAUAUUAAAACAAAUGCUCUGAUGAAUCAAUUCUCGAAUCUCUUUUCUGAAGGAGUAGGAUUAUUCAAUAAGUCAAGCUUAAGUUUAAAGUUAAAAAAUACCAAUGUUACUCCUAAAUUUCAUAAGGCCCGUCCUAUUCCAUAUGCUUUAAAAUCGCCAGUUGAAGCUGAAAUUAAUCGCCUUCUUUCACUAGGUAUCAUCUCACCGGUAGACUAUAGUCAGUGGGGCACUCCGGAAGUACCAGUGUUGAAGAAAAAUGGUGCAGUCAGACUUUGUGGAGAUUACAAGGUGACAAUAAACCCCCACAUUGAAAUAGAUCAACAUCCAUUACCAAGAAUUGAAGAUCUGUUUGGUUGUCUACAGGGAGGAGUUCAAUUUUCCAAAUUAGACUUAUCAGACGCGUAUCAACAAGUAGGUUUGAAUGAUGAUUCAAAAAAGCUCACCACUAUUGUAACUCAUAAAGGUUUAUUUAUAUACAAUAGACUUACUUACGGAAUUGCUUCAGCGCCCUCUAAAUUUCAGAAAUUGAUGGAAUCACUGUUGAGCGGAAUUGAUGGCGUGACAGUAUUUUUAGACGAUAUUCUUAUUACGGGAAAAGACGAAAAAGAACAUUUUAAUAGACUUAAAUUAGUUUUGUCAAUUUUAGAAAAUUCCGGUCUCAAGUUGAGCAUCUCUAAAUGUAAAUUUUUCCAAGAUUCAAUUGAAUAUUUGGGAUAUAAAAUUGAUAGGGAAGGUCUUCACACAAGUGAGAAUAAAGUUGCGGCAAUUUUGAAGGUCCAGAAACCAAAUAACAUAACUGAAUUAAAAUCAUUUCUAGGUAUGGUAAAUAAUUAUGGAAAAUUUAUCCGAAAUAUUUCUUCGAUUUUAUGUCCAUUACAUCGUUUGUUGAGAAAGGAUGUAAAGUGGUUUUGGUCGAAAGAUUGUGACCAAGCUUUUGACAGAAUCAAGUUAUUGCUUAGUUCAACAGAAGUUUUGGUACAUUUCAAUCCUGAGUUAGAUAUUAGAUUAACAGUAGACGCUAGUUCACGCGGAUUAGGGGCUAUUUUAAGCCAUCAAUACCCAUCAGGAAUUGAAAAACCAAUUGCUUAUGCUUCAAGGUCACUUUCAAAAAGCGAAAAAAAUUAUAGUCAGAUAGAAAGAGAAGGUUUAGCUAUUAUUUUCGGCGUACAUAAGUUUCAUCAAUAUCUUUAUGCAAAAAAAUUUAAGUUGAUUACAGAUAAUAAACCUCUGAUGACGAUUUUCGGACAAAACAAGCCAAUCCCUCAAUUUUCUGCUAAUAGGUUGAGGCGUUGGGCUGUGAUUCUAUCGAAUUACCAAUACGAAGUCGAAUACGUCAAAUCGGAGAAUAAUACGGCGGACGCAUUAUCUAGAUUAUCCGAAUCCGAUAGUUUGAGUAACAACGAUGAUGUCGAAUUCCCAUAUUGUAAUUUUUUAACAAAUAGUGAAGAAAUGCCAAUCAACUUAGAUGUAGUUGAAAGGGAAACUGCCGAUGAUAAAGGGUUGAGUCAGGUCAUUGAAUUUAUGAAGAUAGGGUGGCCAAAGUACAUUAGUAACGAUAUGAUCAAACCAUAUUUUUCCAGACGUUCAGAAUUUGCAGUGUCUAAUAAAUGUUUAUUCUGGAAUCAUCGCAUAGUUGUUCCAGUAAAGUUACGACAUGUUUUUCUCAAAACAUUGCAUAUGACGCAUUUUGGUAUUGUUAAAUCGAAAAAUAUUGCAAGGGCACAUUUUUGGUGGCCAAAUCUUGAUAAGGAUAUAGAAAAUUAUGUUAAGCGGUGCGAAAGUUGCAGAAAGAAUUUAUUUAAUCCCGCUAAGGUUCCUUUGGCAACCUGGUCGUGGCCAGGUGAAGUUUGGGAAAGGUUACAUAUUGAUUAUUUUGGACCUUUCUCCAAGAAGUAUUAUCUGAUCAUAUUAGAUGCGCAUUCGAAAUGGGUCGAAUAUUUUGAAACUUCAACGACAAGUUCGGAAGCGACGAUUAAGAUGCUUAGGAGUUGUUUUGCCAGAUUCGGUUUACCAAAAACGGUAGUAUCAGACAACGCUACUUAUUUCACAUCUGAACAGUUCGAAUUUUUUUUGAAAAAGAAUAAUAUUAAGCAUGUUUUGAUCCCACCAUAUCAUCCAGAAUCUAAUGGUGCAGCUGAAAAUUGUGUAAAAACAGUUAAAAAUGGUAUCAAAAAGGCUAUGAGCGAAAAAACCUCUGUAGACACCAAUACAGUUCUUUCUAGGUUUCUUUUUGACUAUCGAACUACUGAACAUUGCACUACCGGAGUAAGCCCUGCUCAAAUUAUGUUCGGUAGAAACUUGAGAACAAGAUUCAAUGCUCUGUUGUAUAAACCAUCUAAAGAAUUAGCUAAUAAGGUACAUUGUAAACAGCUAGAUCAAAAGAAAUAUUAUAAAGGAAAAAAUUCUAUCGAUUACCAAGUAAAUGAUUUAGUUUUGGUAAAAGAUUAUCGAGACGUUAAUAAAACAAAUUGGAUUAAAGGUAAAAUUAGGAAAAAAAUUGGAAGAGUAACAUUUCUAGUCCAUAUUUUAGAGUUAGACAGAUGUUGGAAACGUCAUGCUAAUCAAUUGAGAAAAACUUCAGAGAAUAUUGUUUACCCAUCAGAGAGAAUUGUUAGUAAUUUUGAACAAGAAACAAAAAAUAAAAAUGUAUUUGAAGGUAAUGAAAAUGUAUUUAAGGGUAAUGAAAAUGUAUUUGAAAGUAAUGAAAAUGUAUUUAAAAGUAAUGAAAAUGUAAUAUUAGAUAAGACUGAUAGACCUAAGAGAGUAAGAAAGCCUCCGGAGAGAUUCCAGGCUGAAUAAUUUUAAUGGAUAUAUGUUUUUUGGAUGUUUUGCUGUGAUGAAUUUUGAUGUGAUAUGUUAAAUUUUCAUUGAUCAAUUUGUGAUAUUCUUUUGAGUGCUUAUAACUAAAAUAAGUUAAAUUUACUUAUGUUGUUUUCUGAUAUUUUUGAAAAUUCAUAUAAUUCAGAUUUUCUCGUAGGGGGGAAGAAUGUAAUAUAUUCGUUAUAAAGAUUAAUAUUGUCAUGCGCAAAACCCCCCACUUAAUCUUGUUGUAUCCAACUGUUCUCCGUUGCAAAAUCAGACCAGUUGUAUUGUAGCACAUGAAGAAUAAAGCAUACGUCGUAUUCGUUUCUUUUAAUUAUUGCUAUUAUUCCAAUACACCACAGAUAC
Molecule: messenger RNA, 3775 nt
Organism: Harmonia axyridis
Lineage: Eukaryota; Metazoa; Arthropoda; Insecta; Coleoptera; Coccinellidae
Exons: 2
Coding region: 161-3406 (1081 amino acids)
Biological process (GO): DNA integration; proteolysis
Molecular function (GO): aspartic-type endopeptidase activity; nucleic acid binding
Source: RefSeq, a predicted model, not a curated record